GGUCUCACGUGUUCCAAUAGCUUUCUUUACACGACACCCGGACUUCCGUGGGCCAUCACAUGUGCCUCAUAUAAAGGAACUCCCAAAAUAACCGAGCAUCGAAGAAAACACCUCAGCACAGAAUCAAAAGACCGAGUAGAGAAAAUUUUUUGAGAUCCAGAGAAAAUGGCGAUGAAAUCCAGUGUACCAACAAUGGCUUCGCUUGUUCUUGACGACGGGUUCUUGUUGGAAGAAAGAGAAGAAGAAUUCGAUCUCUCUUACUGGGAAUUUAUCAACAACUCUGAUGCUGACUACUCCGACGAUUCUCUCUCUGUAGACAGUCUCUCCGAUGGCAUCGCUUCUUCGCUCUCCUCCAUAAGACAAGAUGAAACUCAAAUUACCCAUGAUGAAGAUAUUGAUGAUCCUCGAUCUUGCCAUGGUGAUGAUGAUCUUAACGAUGGGUAUCGGCCGUACGAUGAAGGGCGUAGGUGUCUUGUGGGUUAUCAGUACAGUCGUCGUGAUUACGCUGGUAAUCGUUACGGUGAGGAAGAAGACGACGAGGAUGAGGAUGAGAACGAGGAGUUUGAUGGUUAUGAUUUGGAUGAUGAGCUUGUGCCGAGAUCUUUGAGUGGGAAGCUUGGUAGACAGAGGAUGAGGAAGUUGGGAAAGAGAGCGUUCUCGAAGAUGAACACUUCAAAGAGGUCUCCUUAUCUGUACGUGAAGCCUGGAUGUGUUCAUGGCAAGCACGGGUUGGGGAUGAAGCACAGUUAUUGAAUAAGGGGUGGCGGAUCUAUGGAGGAAGUGGUGGAAAAUGGUCUGAUCUGAAACGGGUACCUUGUUAGAACUUUGAUUUGGGUUAAUUAGUAGGUGAAGUUAAUUGGGAUUAUGGCUUUAAGUGGGUAUUACUUUCCUAGUGUUUAUAAAUGUUUAUUAUGUUGUCUUGACAGUGCUUUUACCUAACCAUGUAUGUAGAUACUGUAUUUGGAUUUGAUACUGAUACAUUUAAAGGGAUCUUCUGGGUAUAUGAGAUUGAACAAAAAUCUUCUUCUUUUAUUGACCA
Molecule: messenger RNA, 1039 nt
Organism: Carica papaya (papaya)
Lineage: Eukaryota; Viridiplantae; Streptophyta; Magnoliopsida; Brassicales; Caricaceae
Product: prostatic spermine-binding-like protein
Source: RefSeq, a predicted model, not a curated record